GCUGAGGAAAAGAGGACACUGUAUUUUUUCCUUUUCUUUGCUUUGCUUGGCAACCUUCCCUGCCCUGGCCCAUCUCGCCGCCGAGCGCCCCGACGGCCCAACCACGUAGCUCCUUGCCUUCCUACUCGAGCGAGCGCCGCCACCGCCUGCCGAGCGCCCGAGUCCCCUUGCUCCGUCGCUCGUCUUCCUCCUCGUGCGAGCGCCUCCACCGCAGAUAUCUAUCUCCCCUGCAAUUCUCUCGUCCCCGACCGUUUCUCCUCCCAUCACCCCACGAACAGAUCCCGCCCUUUAGCUUCCCGUUGCAUCUCCUUAAUCUUCCCCAAUUCGUAACUGAGGCAAAAAUCUACCUUGCCCUACCGGGUCCUCCGCCCUUGUCCUCAUCUGCGCGAGCGAAGCAACUCGCCGCCGACGAGCUUCGCCGGCCGCCGGGCAUUUACCAUGGCACUCGUGGUGAUGUGUGGGCAGCCAUGCAGCGGCAAGUCAGAGGCUGCGGCUUGUCUCGCUGCAUCUCUCCGCUCUUCCGCCGCUGAUGUCACUGUCCGUGUCAUUGACGAAUCAUCGCUCCAUCUUGGACGCAAUGAUAGCUACAAAGAUAUGGUUGUGGAGAAAAACUUAAGAGGAGUUCUUAGAUCAGAAGUUGAUAGGUCCGUGUCACGGGACAGCAUAAUCAUAGUGGAUUCUCUGAACAAUAUUAAGGGGUACCGGUAUGAGCUGUGGUGUCUUGCACGUGCUUCGGGAAUAAGAUAUUGUGUGUUCUUUUGUGAUACAGAAGUGGACCAUUGUAGGGAAUGGAACGGCAAGCGUCAGGAGAAAGGAGAACCCUCAUAUGAUAGUAAUAUAUUUGAAGAUCUGGUAAGGAGAUUCGAGAGGCCAGAUAGGCGCAGCCGCUGGGACUCCCCCCUUUAUGAGUUAGUUCCAUUUAGAGAUGGAGUAGUGGAAUUGUCUCCUGUUAUUGCUGAGGCUGUAUCAUAUUUGACUAAGAAAUUGGAUUCAAAAACAAGAGAUGUAAAAGUUCUCCAACCAACAAUAGCCACUCAGUCUGUACGGACAACUGAGGCUAAUUCACUCUAUGAGAUGGACAAAGCAACUCAGGAGGUGGUCAGUGCAAUCGUUGAGGCGCAAUCUUGUGGUCUUGGCCUUGCGGUGAAUAAGCUUUCUCUUGGGCCUAACUUGCCAACUAUUAAUCUUCAAAGAUCAGUUGGCCUACCUGAGCUACGAAGCCUCCGGCGCACUUUCAUCAAGCUGGCAGGGCAGUACAGCUUAAGUGGACCACCCCCACCAACAGAUGCUGAUAGUGCGAAGAGGAUGUUUGUAGACUAUUUAAACCGAGAAAUCGGUGCUUGAUGGUUUCUUCAUCUCAUGAGUUAAUCCUGCUGAUGAUGUGCUUCCCAAGGGACAACAUACUCUGAGCAAAAGCACUAGGAGCCCUGCAGUGUUUUCUCCUGCCAUGCUCCUCAUCAGGCUUUUGUGGUGGCUAAAUAGAUAGUUUGCUUCACCCGAACUUCUACACAACUAUUCAGAAAUGUUAGCACACUAUAACUUCCAUAUUGCAACAUGUAAACUACAUAAUUUGGAAGUAUUACUGAAUUGUUUAUGUGACAACAAAUUUGGGAUUUGCUCAGAAUUUGAUCGGCUUGUUUUGUGUUGCA
Brachypodium distachyon (stiff brome) is the source of this 1649-nucleotide messenger RNA. Its product is annotated as protein KTI12 homolog. The transcript has 9 exons. The record is from RefSeq and is a predicted model, not a curated record. Lineage: Eukaryota; Viridiplantae; Streptophyta; Magnoliopsida; Poales; Poaceae. The coding region runs from base 439 to 1344 and encodes 301 amino acids.